CUUUGUAGUCCUAACAAACAUUACGUUCAGUCGUGGACAGAUAGUGCAACGACCCACAUGACUAGUGUGUAGCUAGACACUUUUCGCUGCGAAGAAGUAAAGUGGAUAAAAAAAACGGAAUAUAACGAUACGAACUACCAAACUAGAAGAAGUUGAGCCGAAGGACGCAAAAGGAAGCAUUUUUUCCCCUCUGUGUUGCAAAGCUGUGGCUUGUUGGACCAAAGUCUUGUUCUGUACUCUGUGCAUGUUGAAAUCGGAGUAGUGCAUUGGUACGGUGACUCCGCCAGACACCGUCUAGUUUCCAAGCGGAGCAGCCGGAGCGGCAAGGCAACACCACCAGAGACAUGAUUUUGAGAAGGGACUCAGUUGUUGGCGUUACUGAUUUUUACUUGCAUGCCUUAUUGUUGUGCUUUUGUGCAAAGGUGGCUGAGGGAACCGGACAGUUCGAGUUGGAGAUUUUAUCGAUGAACAACCUGAACGGAGAGCUUCUUAACGGGCAGUGUUGUGACGGUUCACGGAACACCGGGGAUCGGAAAUGCAGGAUGGAUGAGUGUGAUACGUAUUUUAAAGUGUGUUUGAAGGAAUACCAGUCGCGAGUUUCGGCUGCGGGACCUUGCAGCUUCGGGUCCGGUUCCACCCUUGUCCUUGGAGGGAAUACAUUUUCUUUGAAGAACUCGGCGAAGAACGAAAAAUCCAAGAUUGUUUUGCAGUUCAGUUUCGCCUGGCCGAGGUCCUACACGUUGAUAGUGGAAGCCUUGGACGCUAACAACGAUACCAGCGGUGGUGAUGGUCAGGUGAUUGAGAAGGCGUCCCACUCUGGGAUGAUCAACCCCAGUCAUCAGUGGCAGAAGCUCAGCCACAACGGUCCUAUUGGUCAGUUUGAGUAUCAGAUCCGGGUCAGCUGUGACGAGCACUACUAUGGCUUCGGAUGCAACAAGUUCUGCCGACCCCGAGAUGAGUUCUUCGGACACUACACCUGCGACUACAACGGGAAUAAGACCUGUCUGGAGGGCUGGUCUGGACUAGAAUGUAACACACCCAUCUGCCGGCAGGGCUGCAGUACAGAACAUGGACACUGCAAAGAGCCAGGUGACUGCAAGUGUCUGUAUGGAUGGCAGGGGCAGUACUGUGAUCAGUGUAUUCCUCACCCUGGCUGUGUCCAUGGAACCUGUGUUGAACCAUGGCAGUGUCUAUGUGAUACCAACUGGGGAGGACAUCUCUGUGACAAAGAUCUGAACUUCUGUGGGACCAAACAGCCCUGUCUGAACGGAGGGACCUGCAGCAACACGGGACCUGACAAAUACCAGUGUUCCUGUGCUGAGGGCUACUCUGGAGUCACCUGUGAGAGGGCGGAACAUGCAUGUCUGUCUGAGCCCUGCUCUAAUGGUGGGAGCUGUGUUGAGACCAGUCUGGGUUAUGAGUGUGUCUGUUCCCCGGGCUGGAGCGGACCCUCCUGUAGCCUCAAUGUUGAUGAGUGCUCUCCUAACCCCUGUAACCAUGGUGGGACCUGCCAGGACCUGGUUCAUGCUUAUAAGUGUCACUGUCCACCUCAGUGGACCGGCAAGACCUGCCUCAUCGACGCCAACGAAUGCGACAGCAAGCCCUGUGUCAACGCCAACUCUUGCCGCAACCUGAUUGGUGGAUACUUCUGCGAGUGCGUUCCUGGUUGGACGGGACAGAAAUGUGACAUCAAUAUCAAUGACUGCAAGGACCAAUGUCAGCACGGAGGAACCUGCAAGGACUUGGUGAACGGCUACCGCUGUGGGUGUCCUGCGGGUUACUCUGGAGACCACUGUGAGAGAGAUGUGGAUGAGUGUGCCGGCUCUCCCUGUCUGAACGGCGGGCGAUGCCAAGACAAAGUCAACGGUUUCACCUGCCUCUGUCUGCCAGGAUUCUCGGGGCAACUCUGUCAGCUGGACAUAGACUACUGCCUCAUCAACCCGUGUCAGAAUGGUGCUUCAUGUUACAACCUCGCUACAGGUCACUACUGCGCCUGUUCAGAAGACUACGAAGGAAAAAACUGCUCUCACCUCAAAGACCACUGUCACACCAGCACGUGCAAAGUGAUUGACAGCUGCACAGUUGCCGUGGGGUCCAACAGUACCCCUGGAGGGGAGCGGUACAUCUCCUCGAACGUGUGUGGUCCUCACGGACGCUGUCGGAGUCAGGCUGGAGGACAGUUCAGCUGUGACUGUCAGGAGGGCUUCAGAGGCACAUACUGUCACGAGAAUAUUAAUGAUUGUGAGAGCAACCCGUGUGGUAAUGGAGGAACCUGUAUUGAUAAAGUCAGUGUAUACCAGUGUAUCUGUGGAGACGGCUGGGAGGGGGACCACUGUGAGACCAAUAUAGAUGACUGCAGCACUAGUCCAUGUCAUAAUGGAGGAACAUGUCGAGACCUGGUGACUGAUUUCUUCUGUGAGUGUAUGAACGGCUGGAAGGGGAAGACCUGCCACUCCCGUGAGAGCCAGUGUGACGAGGCUACCUGUAACAACGGAGGAACAUGUCAUGACGAGGGGGACACCUUCCAGUGCAGGUGUUCCCCUGGAUGGGAGGGGGCCACCUGUAAUAUAGCUAAGAAUAGCAGCUGUCUACCUAACCCCUGUGAGUACGGGGGAACCUGUGUGACCAGCGGGGACUCCUUCACCUGUGUCUGCAAGGAGGGCUGGGAAGGAGACACCUGUAAACAGAAUACCAACGACUGCAACCCACACCCAUGGUCAUUCCUAGGGUACGUUCAGCCUAACCCACAGCUCGUUGUUCACUCAGUGCUCCGUCCGAUCGUGUGUGUGUGUAACCUCAGUUAUAACAGUGGGACGUGUGUGGAUGGAGAUAACUGGUAUCGAUGUGAAUGUGCUCCAGGCUUCGCUGGGCCAGACUGCAGGAUCAAUAUCAACGAGUGCCAGUCUUCUCCCUGUAUCUUUGGUUCUAGCUGUAUUGAUGAGAUCAAUGGCUACCGCUGCCUGUGUCCCCAAGACAGAGCUGGACCACGCUGUCAGGAAGUGACACAGAGACCAUGCUUGGUGAACGGUCGUCCGACCCCUGAAGGAGCUAAGUGGGAUGAAGACUGUAACACCUGUCAGUGUUUUAAUGGGAAGGUGGUGUGUACCAGGCUGUGGUGUGGUCCUAAGUCGUGCAGGGUCAGCGGUGGGGUCAAAGGUCGAGGGGGCGGUGCCGGAUGUCGGUCUGGUCAGAGCUGUGUACCAAUCAGGGAGGAGCAGUGUUUUGUCCGGCCGUGUUUGAAUCUUGGGGAGUGCCACCCCUCCUCCCCGCCAACCACCAAAUGUCACCCCAGCUCUGGUUACCAUGACGACAGCUGCUCCAACAUCACGUUUACGUUCACCAAAGAGACCAUGCCCAGGGGUCUGAGUAUCGAGGCAGUGUGUAAGCAGCUGAGACAACUGUAUGUGCUGAAUAAUGUGUCCUCUGAGUAUUCUGUUUCCAUAACCUGUGACCCUUCAACCUCCGCCAGCAACGAGAUCCAUCUCAGCAUCUACACAGAGGACCACCUGAUGGACAGCUCACCUGUAAAGGAGAUAACAGAUAGAAUCAUCGAUCUGGUGUCUAAACACCAUGGCAAUAACAGCAUCGUCACCGCCAUCGCCAAGGUCCGUGUGCAGCGGAGGCCUAGCGCCAGCCAGACAGACUACCUAGUGCCCCUGCUGUCCUCUGUCUUCAUUCUCCUCUGGAUUCUAGCGUUGGUCUCAGCCGUCCUCUACUGUGUGCGUCGCCGUCGGAAACAUGGCGGUCACCAUGGCAACGGGGCCUUGUCGUCCGUGGCAACCGAUGACAACACAACCAACAAUGUGCGUGAGCAGCUCAACCAGAUCAAGAACCCGAUCAACGAGAAACACGCCGGAGGCGGAGGCCAUCUUACAUCAUCGGUGGCCAUCAAGGACCUUGAGGAUAAGAACUCGAUCAUCGCCAAGGUACGGACACACCACCCCCCGGAGGGGGAGGAGGACAACGAUAAAGAGAGACAUAUGGGGAAUAAAGGACGCUUCACGGUUACAGCCAAACAACCUGCCUACACACUGGUGGAGCGGGAAGACCGGGGCCUCAAUGGAGGCCUGGGGGCCAACGGGCCCAACGACGGGGACGGCAGGACCACGGUGCAGCCCAGCUCCAAACAUCCUAACUGGACUAAUAAACAGGACAACAGGGUCCUGGAGACAGCACACAGCAUGAACAGGAUGGACUACAUCGUAUAGCAGGAAGUGACAUUGAAGGCAGGAAAUAAACGCUGUGUAAAGAAUUCCCCUUCCUGGACAUUAUGGUCAUCCCGGCAACGUGGUCCUUCUGACCACGCUCUGUAGACACUGUGUUGCCGUGCAACCAAACCCUUUGAUCAUGCUGAAGAGGACCAGGGGGAGUGUUCUGGGAUUUGUAGUUUUGUAGUUCCUAAACUGUUAGGUCAUUAUUCUGUGACCUACAAGGUUUGUUUUGGAUAUAAUAGAUACUUGGGUACGUCAGAUGUGGUACCCUGUUUCCUAUUUAGUGCACUGCUUUUGACCAGAGCCCUAUGGGCCAAGUGUACGUUGUAGGGAAUAGGUUGCUGUUUUAGAUAUAGCCCCUGAUCAUUUAAAGCUUGCUGGCUACACUGGCAGAGAAUGUUGAUUUGGUUGGCAGGAUAAGAGGUGUUGUGUUUUCACAUUUCAACACAACACUUAUUCCCUAUAAAACACACUACUUUUGAGCAGAGCCUUAUGGGAUCUGGUCUAAAGUAGUGCACUAUGUAGGGAAUAGGGUGCCAUUUCAGAAACACAUAGUUUUAAUGUAUUUUUCUCUCUCUCCUCUAGUAGGUAUAAACUAGUUUUGUUUGCCUUUUCAGCUUUCAUACCACAGCAAUGUCAUGAAAUUAAACCAAAAUAAAUCCAACUUUAGAAUUAUUUAUUCUUUGGGCGGGCAGGGUCGAUGACAGCAGUUGCUGGCAAUAUGAAGAAUUUGUGUCGGUUUAGGAUGUGUAAAUAUGUACAUUUAUUUUUGUAUUUUUUAUUAAUCAUUGUGUAUAUUUGAUUUAUUAACUUAAAUAAUAAUCAAGAGCCUUAAGAUAUCAUUCCUUUUUAUUUAUAUGUUCUGUCUCUAGAUGUAAGGUUUUGACAGCUUAGUUUAUUUUUUGAUAAUGAACAUGUUUUUCUUUCACAAAAUGCCCCCAAAAAAAUGAAUGCCUGAAAUAUUUAUUUUUUUUUAAUGAUUCUACAGCGUUCAUUGUUGCUUAGACUUUGCAGGCUAGAGGGGAAGAAGAAAUAAAAACAAAAUACAAAUAAAUGGUUGCUUUGGGUUGUAAACGAUUCAGAGAUUGAGUGUAGUGGCAUACAUUUUCCUUGUCACUACUAAUUGAACAAAAAGCUUUUAGCAGCAUCUUAAGUCACUCAGAAAACUGAAAAACAAGUAUAUCUGCCAAUCACGCAUAAAGUCAUAGCUAGACCAAGGACUUGUCCCACAUGGCACCCUAUUCCCUAUGGGCCCUGGUCAAAAGUAGUGCACUAUAAAGGGAAUAGGGUGUCAUCUGGGAUGUAACUCAAUCAUACUUGAAUGGUAGAGGGUCAAAAGUCCCGGAUCGGUUUGUGCUAUCAAAUCCAUUAAUCCAUUGCAUGCAUGAUUUGGCAAGAUGGCACAAACCGAACAGGGCCCGUAUUCUUAAAUUAUUUCAGAAUAGGAGAGCUUAUCUAGGAUCUAGGAACAUCAAAAGUCUAGUGGUGUAUUUAUUAUAAUUUUAGCUUGCUAACUAAUUGAUGCUGGUCUAGGAUCAGUUUUUUUCCUUUCAGAUAAUAAUGAAAAACAUUCAUAUAAAUGUUUUUUAUUAUUAUCUGAAAGGAAAAAAACUGAUCCUAGACCAGCAUCAAUUAGUUAGCCAGCUAAAAUUAUAAUAAAUACACCACCAGACUUUUGAUGUUCGUGUCCAUAUUCUGUUAACUUACACCCAGAUAAUGUUGUCUCAUCCUGGUAUUUGUGGGAGAGAACAAACACCUCAAGCAGACCGUUUAAAAAAAAAAAAAAAAAAAAGCUUCCUAUUUCCUCAUUGGCUGCGGUCUACUCACAUGAAUAUAUUUUAUGCCCGUUAUAUGCCCACACUAUUAAAACACGGACAAGCUGCUUAACAUACUUCAUUAUUUUUUAAGAAGGAAAACUUUCACUCAUUAAUUAUACGUGAUAAUUCUUUAAAAAUUGAGAAACAGUGGACAUGAGAAAGCUAAACUUGCUAAACUUCUGUUUUUGGUUGUUGACCCAGUUGGACAAUGUUCCAAGUUUUAUUUUUCAAAAAAAUAAGUUAUUUACAACUAUUUAGUCAAUUUAGCUAGUUCAAGCAUUGACCCUGCUUGGUAGUGUGCUGGCGGAAGACUGUUCUUCUGUUUCUGUUUCAACUAUUAUGACGGACAUGUUUUCUCUUUAUGAGAUCAUGGCAACAUUCAUUUCCUGUCCUUUUUACACCCUUGUGUUAUGAGAAUGUAUUAUGUGUUGAUGUUGCAAUUCUGCCAAUAUUUUGAAAGUCAAUAUUUAUUAAAUAUUUUUUAUGAAAAGAGAAAUUAAACUGUCACCGUUCUGGA
This is a messenger RNA of Salmo salar (Atlantic salmon), 6545 nucleotides long. The record is from RefSeq and is a predicted model, not a curated record. Lineage: Eukaryota; Metazoa; Chordata; Actinopteri; Salmoniformes; Salmonidae.